CAUAUAUGUGUGUGUCAUUUCUUUAUUUACUGAAUUCCAUAGUACGAUUUUGAUCGGUGAUUAUGCGUUGCUCUGCAGCCAUAGGUUUAGCAUUAAAGGAUCCUGCCAUUCUGCCCGUCCUCAAGAAGCCAGUCACAGGCAGGGUGCUGUUUUGGAUCAGUGAUGGAGAACUAGACGUUUUAGAUACAUUCCAGGAUGUUGAAUUUCAAAGAACAAACGUCGACGUCUCUCUCAUCGUGUUGCAACUGCCCGACUCGAAGAGUCGCCACUUACGACUCCUUUUUUCCUCAGCAGACAUGACGAUGAGCGAGGAUGAAGAUACUUUCUAGUCGGAUCAUAUUUGUCUACCUUAUUGUAAAAGCAGUUACAGAUUUGUGCAUGCAUUACAUUAUCAAUUCAUCCACUUCGCUACGCAACCAA
Molecule: messenger RNA, 420 nt
Organism: Mercurialis annua (annual mercury)
Lineage: Eukaryota; Viridiplantae; Streptophyta; Magnoliopsida; Malpighiales; Euphorbiaceae
Product: AIG2-like protein D
Exons: 3
Coding region: 63-329 (88 amino acids)
Source: RefSeq, a predicted model, not a curated record